AAGCCAGAUGAAAAACGCAGCGUUUUUGUUGUUGUUCUUCUUCUUCUUCUUCUUCUUCUUCUUCUUCGCUUUAAUUGUUUGUUCUCUCUCUCAGUGGAGAAGAAGAAGACUCGAGUCAUCAUCUGCAAUAAAGAUAUAGGGAUUUGUUGGGAAAAAUCUUAGAGCUAUGGAGGCGAAUGCGGCGGUGGACGGAACGGGGAAUCCGAUCCCGACAUCGGCGGUUUUAACAGCGUCGGCGAAGCAUAUUGGAAUCAGGUGUAUGCAAGAAAACAUGGCGUUCUUGAAAUGCAAGAAGAACGAUCCUAACCCAGAGAAGUGUCUCGAGAAGGGUCGUGAAGUCACUCGCUGUGUUCUUGGCCUGCUGAAGGAUCUUCACCAGAGAUGCCCCAAGGAGAUGGAUGCUUACGUUGGAUGCAUGUAUUAUUACACCAACGAGUUUGAUUUGUGUAGGAAAGAGCAAGAAGCCUUCGAAAAAGCGUGUCCGUUGAAAUGAGAAGUCAAGUUUAUUGUCUCCUAACUAAUAAUAAGCAAUUGUUUUAUUUUCAGUCUUGAGCUUUACUCUAAUGAUCACACUCUUCCAUCGCUGCUUCGUUUCCUUUUCUGGUAGUGCGAAGACCAUUAUUAAAUCAUGUCUUGUGUUUCUUAAUUAUCUUAAAACAUGACCGAGUUAAUUUGUAGAGGCAUUUGACUCUCUUCAGGUA
This is a messenger RNA of Camelina sativa (false flax), 701 nucleotides long. RefSeq names its product NADH dehydrogenase [ubiquinone] 1 alpha subcomplex subunit 8-A. Lineage: Eukaryota; Viridiplantae; Streptophyta; Magnoliopsida; Brassicales; Brassicaceae. Gene Ontology annotation, cellular component: respiratory chain complex I. The record is from RefSeq and is a predicted model, not a curated record. Gene Ontology annotation, biological process: mitochondrial electron transport, NADH to ubiquinone.